This is a messenger RNA of Adineta steineri, 1515 nucleotides long. Lineage: Eukaryota; Metazoa; Rotifera; Eurotatoria; Adinetida; Adinetidae. The record is from the annotation of a GenBank genome assembly.
AUGACGUAUAUUAGUAAUUAUGCUAUAGCGACUAUUCUAUGUCUUCAAACAGUAUGUCAUAGUAUUAUUUCAACUGUUGGACAAUAUAUUUAUGCUUCUUAUUUACAAACAUAUCCAUCGAAUGGUACUCAAAAUUUUACCACAAAUUUUAUUCCUUCAAUUCAUUUAUUAAAAUCAAUUAAUGAUGCCUCAUCACAAUGCAUAGAUAAUACAAGUAAUUCUUCAAAUAGUAAUGCUCAAGUAUGGGCACAAGAACAAUCAGCGGAUCUAUUCUUUCGAAUUGAUUUAUGGAAUAGUUGUCCAAUGAUUAUAAUGACUUAUAUUCUUGGAGUAUAUACUCCAAAAUUAGGUAGACAAUUUGUUCUUAUAGUACCUAUGUUAGGAACUACCGGUCAGCUAGCUAUUUGGUUAGCAAUUAUUUAUUUUCAUCUAGCUGAUUAUUGGUGGUAUAUAGCUAGUUUUAUUGUUGGUUUAUCUGGUUCAAGUUAUAUUUUAAAUUUUGUAUUGAGUUUAAUCAUCGUAGAUAAUACGAAAGAGAACGAUCGAUCAUCUCGUUUUGUUUUAUUUGAAGCAUUGACAACAACUGUAUCUGCUAUUGUAACGUUUGCUAGUGGUUAUUAUAUCAAUUGGCGUGGUUUUACAGAUCUGUACUGGAUUUCUUUAGGAUUACAAAUUAUUUCCAUUAUAAUUGUUAUUUUAUUUUUUAAAAAUUCUUCUCAUAUAGUCAACGAAAGAACUUCACUAUUAUCAUCAUCAUCUGUAACUGUAACUCAAAUUAAAGAAUCUCGACCAUUAAAAUCAAAAUGUAACAAUUGUUUAAGUUUAUUUCAAAUCUUUAGUUUUAAAAAUCAACCACGACAAAAAUCAAUUAGUCUUCUUUUAAUUCUUUUCGCCUAUAUUUUCUAUUUAUUAGCAUAUUCAACAUAUGCAGCAUUUCUUUGGUAUCUUCUCGAUUCUCCAUUUUGUUGGUCAUCAGAAAAUGUUGGAAAUUAUACAGCAUUAGCUUCCAUAUCUUGUGCAAUUUUUAGUUUACUUGGAAUGAAAUUCUUUACACGUCUUGGUGCUAGUGAUACAAUUAUCUGCACAUUAAGUCAUCUAUUUUUUACUGCAUCAUCUCUUUGGAUUGCAUUUGCUAAACGUAGUUGGCAAUUAUAUGCUGGAUUAUUAAUCAGUCCAUAUGCUGAUUAUCAAAAUGCUUUAACAUUACCAAUGAUGUCGAAAUGGUUAGAACCUCAUGAACGAAAUCAUGCAUUUGCUUUGGUAGCCGAAGUAAAUACAAUUGUUACAACGUUUGGUGAUUCAGUUUUUAAUUGGAUUUAUGCACAAACAGUUGCUAAUUUUCGUAAUUUUACAUUAUUAAUGGCUGCUGGAUUUAGUAUUAUUUCGUUUAUAUUAAAUAUAUGUUUAUUUGGUGUAACACGACGAAUGUCUAAUGAUGAAAUUUUAAUUUCAAAUUCUGAAUCAGAACCAUUAAUAUUACCACCAUCAACGAGUCAUCAUCAUAUAGUUUCUUAA